AUGGCAAGUCAGCGUCACCACAUAUCUGAGAACCGAUUUCGCAGAGAGUAUGACUACCACAGCAGUGACACCGACAUCUCUGACGAUGAACGCAAGAAAACCUGCAUCAAGAAAUCAAGCUCCAAAAAUACACCCCGCUCUAAGCCUUGCCUGGUAAACCGGACUCGAUCUCAGAGUUUAGAUAACACGAGCAGCAACGAAGAUUGUCCAUCUUGUGAAGCUCGUGCCAGUUCCAGCAUGUAUUCAUGUUCACGGUCACAAAACUUUGAUAUGCCAUUACAUACCUGUGUCAUAUUUUAUUUAUCCACUCACUUAAAUACCUGUGUCAUAUUUUAUUUAUCCACUCACUUAAAUACUUGUGUCAUAUUUUAUUUAUCCACUCACUUAAAUACCUGUGUCAUAUUUUAUUUAUCCACUCACUUAAAUACUUGUGUCAUAUUUUAUUUAUCCAAUCUGUUCCGUCAGCGGCCAGAAACUAUGUUGGGCAGAAUGUUCACAACAUCGCUGGAGCAUAACUUCACUAGACCUAAUGAAAGAGGGGAAUAUGAAGUUGCUGAUGGUAUCUCAGCCACUGUUUUCCGAGCCAUCUUGGAUUACUACAAGACUGGAGUAGUUCGGUGUCCUCCUUCUGUUCCAGUGCAUGAGUUGAGAGAGGCAUGUGACUAUUUGCUGGUGCCAUUUGAUGCCUCCACUGUUCGCUGCCAAAACUUGCGUGGGUUCCUGCAUGAGUUGUCUAAUGAGGGAGCACGAAAACAGUUUUUGCAGUACCUUGAAGAUCUGCUGCUGCCUCAAAUGGUGCUCUGUGCUCAGAGAGGUGACAGGGAGUGCCAUAUUGUGGUGCUGACAGAUGAUGAUGUCAUUGACUGGGACGAGGACUAUCCCCCUCAGAUGGGAGAUGAGUAUUCUCAGAUUGUCAACAGUACCUGCUUGUACAGGUUUUUCCGAUACAUUGAGAACAGAGAUGUGGCCAAACAGGUGCUGAAGGACAGGGGCCUGAAAAAGAUCUGUCUGGGUAUUGAAGGGUAUCCUACCUACAAGGAGAAGGUGAAAAAACGACCAGGAGGAAGAGCCGAAGUGAUUUACAACUACGUGCAGAGACCUUUUAUUCGGAUGUCAUGGGAGAAGGAGGAAAACAAGAGCAGGCACGUGGACUUCCAGUGUGUCAAAUCCAAGUCUAUUACCAAUCUGGCACAGGCGGCUGAUGAAGCUGCUCUCCACCUCCAUGAUCAAGGCAUGCUUCAGCAGGCACAGGAUGGCACUAUCAAUGUCAUCGCUCCACAGCCUUCUCCUUCAGAGCCUUACCCAGAUGUUCAGCUGCCACCUGAAGCACUGGAUUGA
Molecule: messenger RNA, 1338 nt
Organism: Candidula unifasciata
Lineage: Eukaryota; Metazoa; Mollusca; Gastropoda; Stylommatophora; Geomitridae
Source: the annotation of a GenBank genome assembly